UCAAACUGAGUGGAUGUGCCUUCCUCGUGCUCCUGAUUUUUUAUGCUGUUUUGCCGUGCUAUUUUCUGGAAUUUCAACAUUUGCAACAGUGGUGCUGCUGAGUUGUUCGUGCUGGCUAGUGCGUGCCUUCGAUUAAUAUAAAGUUGCACUGGAGUUCUUCUGUUAAUUCAACAUUUUUGCCGAGAAAGUGUUUGGCUUCGUUUCUGCUCCUGUCACUCAUCAGUUUGUGCUGAGUCAUCGUUAUGCAGUGCUCAACCUGCAAUGCACCCACCGAUAGUGCUAAUUCGGUGUCCUGUGCCGGUGUUUGUGGUUCCAAGCAUCACACCCAUUGCACGGGGUUGUCUCGUGAUUCUACUCGUGAGCUUGGGCGUAAUAAUCAGUUAUUGUGGUUGUGCAAAACAUGUCACGAGUUUCGCAAUGGCACAAAUUCACUUCUCACAAAUCGGCUAUCAAGAGCGAUUUGCUUCCUGAGAUCCUCGCUCUCGUUGAUAAGCGAGCGCUAGCACCCAUAUUAGCUAAGCCGUCUGUUAGCAACGCAUCGCUUACGCACACAUCCACUAAUGUAUCGUCGCUCAAUGCCACAAAUACAUCCAGAACGACUAAAACAGCUUCCGCUCGCCGUACAUUUACUAACUCAACGGAGCUCACUGCUGAUAUCCAAGCUGCGAACGAUACCAACACUGUAGAAGAUUCUGACAACUGUAACCACUACAAUCAUCGUACUAAGCCGACUAGUGAUGUUAGUGCUGGAAACUACCGAACAAAUACACAAGCAUCUUCUGAUCCUGUUUUGAACCAAAACACACCAACAGGGGCAUAG
Anopheles merus is the source of this 820-nucleotide messenger RNA. RefSeq lists its product as uncharacterized. NCBI's taxonomy places the organism in Eukaryota, Metazoa, Arthropoda, Insecta, Diptera, Culicidae. The record is from RefSeq and is a predicted model, not a curated record. The coding region runs from base 401 to 820 and encodes 139 amino acids. The transcript is spliced from 2 exons.